GAAGUAAUGGUGUUAUCCCUCGGCUGGGGCAUGGGCGAGCCGGAGCGGCGCGGCGCUGACCGCAAGCGCGCGCAGCCGCCCCCGGUCGCGCACUCGCCGCUGUCGCCCGACGACGGCCAUGAGGUCGACGUACUGCCGCUACACAAUCAGGUGGGCGGCCACACGAGACUGCUCGUACUAAACGAUAGUACAGUCAUCAAACCGCUCAACAUACGUGAGCUACAUUUCUACCAGAACAUUCCUGAGGAUAUCCAGAACUUCGUGCCCCGAUAUAAAGGCGUGAUGCAGGCAUCUAACACGGGAAGCACGAUAUUGGACAAGAGGUACUCGCCAUGUUUCCGUGACGAGAACGGGCGCAAGCAGUCGCUGGGCGGCAAGCGCAGGCGCGACGACGUGUUCAAAUUUAAAGUUCACCGUAAUGGCAAUGCAAGUGAAGUACUUAAGAGCAUUGCACACAUGGACAAUUCAAAUAAGCAGUAUUUCCUGAUGAUGGAGAACAUAACAUCGUCGUACCGUCGCCCCUGCGUGCUGGACCUCAAGAUGGGUACGCGGCAGCACGGCGACGACGCUUCGGCCGAGAAGCGCAGCAAGCAGAUCGCCAAGUGCGCCGCCAGCACCUCCGCCACGCUAGGCGUGCGACUCUGUGGCAUGCAGGUGUACAUCCCAGAGACUGGCGCGUGCAUACGUCGCGACAAGUACUGGGGGCGCGCAUUGUCCGAGGCGGGGCUUCGCGAAGCCCUGCGCGACUUCUUUGCCGCGGGGGGCACUCCACGGGCCAGGGUGGUGCAUCGGGUACUGAGAGACCUGGAUGCGUUACGACGUGCCAUCGCCAAGCAGACCAACUAUAGAUUCUACUCGUGUUCUCUGCUGAUAGUGUACGAGGGAGACAUCCAAUACCAGGUGCGCGACGAGGCGUCGACUCUCAGCGCCGAAUACGACGCGGACGCUUCGAGCAGUUCCACCGAUUUACCAUCACCCGGCCACUUUGACAUGUCCACGUUACACGACGAGAUCUCCACCGACCGCGAGCCUUUCCGCCCGCAUUCCGAGGAAACCAUGGGCGGCUACGAGGAAGGCGAAGUCGCAGGUCAUUCACCCCGCCGCCACCCGCCCAGCCCAGAUUCCACAGACAGCUGGAUGGCGUACUCGUCCACUUCCAGCGAGUCGUGGCGUGGAGAAACGGAAACAGAAGCCGACGCAGCCGCCAGCGUCGCUGAAGCGCAGAAACGCGCGCGCACCUGGAUUCCCGAUGACAGAGUUGAUAUCCGCAUGAUAGACUUCGCGCAUACAGCGUACGCGGGCGCUGCUGCCGAAUCUCCUUUAGCGACCGCCACUCCCCAUCACGGCCCCGACUGCGGCUUCCUCACCGGCGUUGACAGCCUCAAGCGGCUUCUCACCGAGAUCCUCUCUCCCCAGCCCUACAGUUAAUGAAACUAAUGCUGUAGCUCACAAUUUUAAAAAAUCGGACCUCCUUCCCGGAUAUCCGAUCCGCCACACCGCCCGCGCCGCGAAUGGCGUCGGGAGUGCUCGGGAACGCUUCCGUGGCCCGCAGACGACGACGGUCGCAUCCGCGUCGGAUCGCACGGAUCGUAACGUUCCACUCGGCGAUUCACACUGUUCGACUGAUGUAUGUAAUUUCUUAACGAUAAAUAGAAAGAAGAUUUAUCGACGCGCCGUCGUGUAUAUACAUAGAUAGAGUGACGGACUGUUGACGCAGGGUAUUAUUAUUAUUUAUUACAUUUUUUGAGUUCUUGACGCCCCUCCCCCUGUCGCCCGCGCCAUUGAACGUGAACUUGUUGAUUCCCUCUGUUUGUGUAACUGCACGGCGACUAUCGCACUAAGUGAAUGUUGGCGGUACAAACUACAUUAAUUUUAAUAUAAAGGAAAAUAAUAUAAUUUUAACGUGGGACCCAGUAG
This is a messenger RNA of Chilo suppressalis (striped riceborer), 1917 nucleotides long. NCBI's taxonomy places the organism in Eukaryota, Metazoa, Arthropoda, Insecta, Lepidoptera, Crambidae. The record is from the annotation of a GenBank genome assembly.